Triplophysa dalaica is the source of this 4904-nucleotide messenger RNA. RefSeq lists its product as uncharacterized. The transcript is spliced from 6 exons. Bases 485 to 1375 code for a protein of 296 amino acids. The record is from RefSeq and is a predicted model, not a curated record. Lineage: Eukaryota; Metazoa; Chordata; Actinopteri; Cypriniformes; Nemacheilidae.
AAGUCAUAUCUGUCUAUCAAAUCUUCUCUGCUUCUACAGUAAACUGAAAGUGUGGUGUGAGAUGUCAUGAUCUGUGUUGUGUGUUCAGCUGUGAUGAUCGCGUGACCUGCUUUCAUAAUUGUAGUGUAUUCUUGCAUGUUGCUUCAAAGUGAUUCUCACACUUUUUGCUCUCACUUGUGAAGCGGUAAGUGUAUUUUUAAAUUUGAUUAAAUUUGUUCCAUUUGUUUGCAAAAUCUUCUGUAUUUUGCCAACACAGUGAUAUUUACCAUGCAAAGCGCUUUUUUUUAUUUAAAUAUAAUUUUUUAGCUUUUUUUUUUGCUUUUUUUUGCUUAGUGGACUUUGAUAUUCUUCAGGAAGACAACACAAUUUUUUUUUUUUAGAAUGAUGGUCUCAGGAGCCCAAUGUAAUUUCUGACACCUCAAACACAUGACCACACAGGAACAAGCAGACAACAGCCUUCUAGAGAAUUAACUAUUGUGAGCAUAUGAGGAAGCUUCAUGCAUUCUCAUUUAAAGACUCCUUUAAAGACAGGAUUUACAGCAAGGUAUUGGUUGUUUACCGAUCACACUUUUCUUUAGGCAUGUAUCGGCUGUGCAGUGUCUUUUUGCUCUUUGUCACAGCCUCAAUCGGGAGUGCACCUGACUUGGAACCUUUACACGUCCAUCUGAAACCAACAAAAGACAUUAAAGUUUGUGAAGGGGGUUCAGUCCAAAUGAACUGCACUUGGAAUGUACCUGAAAAUGGGAGCAUGUCUGAUAAAGUGAGCUGGCACUUUAGUAACAUCACAGAAAAAGAUGAAUGUAACUCACGCACGAUAUCCAAAGAAAUAUCCUUCUUCAAUAACAAGACUUACAAUUUGUCCGUGCUCAACAAAUCUUCCAUCAGGACUGAUGAGAGUGGAUGGUACUUCUGCAAAGUUACCAGAGACAUUCCUUUACUCAUAAACAAUUGCAGUAAUGGACUUCAUGUUCUGGUUGAAGCAAACCCUAUCCAGUAUAACCCUGAACUCAACAGCACCUCGGGUCUGAAUCAGACUUCAACUCAAGACCAGACUACCACUGUAUCCACAAUAUGUUCUUCCAGUGCUGAAACUCCCAAAUCAUCGAAACUUUUCUUUGGUCAGUGGUGGAUAUGGGUAGCAGUGGCUGUCGGAUUUUCUGUAAUAAUAGUGUCCGUUAUCGCCAAAUGUACGUUAUCGUACAGAACUAAAGAGGUCAUUUAUGAAAAUACCAUACCGAGAAAAGCACGCUGCGGGAGACGGGAUCAGAGUCAGAUAGACGGAUGCAACCUCCCCCCGUCCAAAAAAGUAGAAACUAUUAAACCGCUGAGGAAAUAUGACACGCUUUCACAAAACAGAAUCCGCAAUCAAUAUUGAAGACUGAUUGAUUUCAUUGGGUUUGGAACUAAACUCUGGAGGACAUUGGACCAAAAGACCAGAGUUGAAUUGUCCUUUUAGGUGUUCAAACCAUAAUAUAUUUACUGUAUUUAAUGAUGUAAUGUAGCAUUUCCCACUACAUGGAAAGCUGUAGAUACAUUUUUUGUUUGUAAUGUACAAAUGUAAUUUAAACGCUGUAUUUGUUAAUUUUUCCAAUGUUAAAAAUAGGAAGAACAGCAUCAUUCACACAAAGAUAAAAGUUAUGUCAUUAUUUUGUCAUCUUGAAAUCCUUAAUAAGACUCAUUCGGCUGUGAAACACAAAAGAAGAUAUUUUGAGAAAUGUCUCAGUGGUUUGUGUCCAUACAAUGGAAAUCAACGGGGACCCAUGUUGUUUGGUUACCAACAUUUUUCAAAAUAUCUUCUUUUGUGUUCUGCAGAAGAAAGUCAUACAGGUUUGAAAUGACAUGAAUGUGAUUAUAUGAUGAAAUACAUCUUUGGGUCAACAGGUUCUAACCAAUGGUGUGGGUUGUCUGUUUAACCAAUUACAAAAAAGAGGUGUGUCCGGAAAACCUUGUCAUUAUUCAAGUUCAGAAUUAUUCACCUCUAGUGACAAUUGGUGAAAACAUUUCUUGUUUGACUUUCAGUUGUAUCAUAUUGAAACAUUCUGUGGUUAUAAAUAAACGUUAAAAUCAUCUUAAGUGACACGCUUUUCCUUUUUCAUCUUUUCAGGAUUCUCACAGCUGUCAUUCUUUUCUUGAUUAAAGCCUAAAAGACUUUAUCAGCUACAUCCACAGCCCUUAAAAUAAACACAAUUUAUUAGCUACACUGACAGCACAACAUCAGUGGUUUCUUUCUACUAUGAAAUCUGAUAUGAGAAAUCUUUUUACCAGAAUAUGGUCACCAUGAAUAGAUAGCAAAACACACAGCUUUACAGGAGCAAACAAAGUUUUUGACAGUACGUUUUGUUUGUGGGUUUGAUUCUUAGCACAUGCUUUUAUAAAUGGUUAUAAUGAUGUUUUUGAGUGGGGUUGGGGUUAAACUUUACAGGCCACUGGCACUUUACAUGACCUCACUGUUAUCUUGAUAUUUGAUGUGUAUCUUUAAAGGAUCAAAAACCGCUGAGAAAAACAACAUUGUUGCAGGUGAAUUUAAUGCAAGAACACGGUGAUUGGAUACUGUAAGACUUACAAAGCUGGAAUGUUUAGGCAAUUCAAUUUGAAGAGAUAGUUUAGGCAAAAAUGUAAAAAAGUAUUUCAUCAUCUAUUGAUACUCAUGUCAUUCUAAACAGCCCAAAACUAUGAUUUUGUUUAUGGUGAGAUUAACAGUCACAUGUUAUUAGAUUUAGAUUGGAUUAAGAUUGGAAUAGCGCCAUCAUCUGAUUGUAUAACAGCAGUGCGGCUGUUCAUUCAUCAGCACUCAUUACAUCCAACCUAAAGGAAAACUCUGAAAAGUUACCAGAAAUGACACUAGUACACCAUAAAUGGGAAAAUCAAAUCAAAUCUGUUAAAAUUAAUCUAAAUGUUAACUGUUAAAUGCCCUAGUUGAUUCUAUAAACAGAUGUAGAACUAAACAUUUGCCAUAACCUACACUUCCACAGGUAGUUUUGUCAAUCUAUAAAACUGCUUAAAAGUUUGAGAUCACUUACUUUUUCUUUAUUGAUAUUUUUCCACAGUUUAGAAUAGCGGUAAACCCAAAUGUGACUUUGGAAAUUAUGCGGUGUGACUAUUAAAGGGACAGUAAAUCUCAGUCUCAAAUUGUUCCAAAUCUGUGACUUGGUGAGAUAUGCCAAGGACCGUGAAGAGCUCAUGGGCCCAACCAAGCUCGAACCACCUGCCCGGUUGCCUCCGUCCCAGAGUAUUGCACCUUGGGUGUCAUGUCCUUGGAGGAUCCAUCCCUGCCAACAUUGACUCCUGAGAGCCCGGCCCCAGGCAUCAGUCUUCGUGGAAAACGAGGGAGAAGAGUCAGACACCUACCAGUGGGGCAGUCGGGUGUUGGUCUACUCCCCCUGAGACAGCCAACCCAUCUGCAGUCCUGCCAGAGGCCGUCAUGACAAACUCUGUGUACCCUGAGUCAUCAGUCUCUGCGGGAACUCGUUCUGAGAAUGGGAAGCGGUGACCUGACAAGAGCUAACAGGAUAGAGCUGGAAAAAGGACGCGACAACUUUGUUUUUCCUACAACAUUUCAAGUGCUAUUAGAUUGUUAAUGAUAAUCUUAAAUCCUUAAUUUUUAUAUUUUUAUUAAGCCUUGUUGUGCAAGCACUGUUGAGCUUGUGCAGAGGCAGCAGCUUUUGCCAGAGGGGAACUGGAAUCCCCUGGUUGGGCCUGGGUUCCCCGAGGUUUUUUUUUUCUCUAUGGGAGUUUUGGGUUCCUCACCACCGUUUGCAUAUUGUUUUGCACUAUCUGCCUGGCCGGGGGGGCUGCUUUAGAAUUCAUACUUGUAUUAAAUGUGUCUCGUGUACAGCUGCUUUGUAACAAUGAAAAUUGUAAAAAGCGCUAUAUAAAUAAAGUUGAGUUGAGUUCCAGUAGGAAGAGGAGGAAGAAGGGACCUCCCGCUCCAGAGCCACAGUCCAUUCAUGAGUCUGUUUCGGAGCAACAGUCCGCCCCUGAGCCCGUUCGGGAGUCUCAGCCUCCAGCCUCCCCUGUGCCGGCCACUGAGCCCCCUCCAGCCUCCCUAGUGCCAGGUCACCCUGUUCCUUAGCUAAGUCCCCUGAUACAGACUCUGUGUCCUCCCUGGACCUCCCCCAGGCUAUGGCUACCCUACCUUUGCUUCCCCUGUUUUUCUUGGACCUUUCCUGCCUCAGCCAUUUCCCUCUGUUUUGCACUUGCCCUUAUUGCCCACCCCCCAGUAACUACCCCUCCAUCCGUGCCCUUAGCCAAGCCUGCCUUUCCCAAGUCCCUUUCUAAAUCUGCUUGGACUCGCCACCCUCAAUCUUUUGCUAAACCCCCUGGUUAAUUGACUCUGUUACCCACCCUGCCCUUAUGAACUUUGUUGUCCCCCGUUGCUUUUGUUUGGUUUUGUUUCACCCCACCCCUUUAUUAUGUACUCUUGUUUGCCCUUGUUAUUAUUAAUCUGUUUAUUAUUAAUUAGCUCUUACAAUCCUGCUUCAUUCAGUCUUUUUUUUCUAGUCUUGUGUCUGGAUCGUGACAGACCCAUGUGUUUUGUGUGGAAGCACAUGGCCAUUGUUUGUUUUUGAAGUGCCUGUCUCCUCUCCUGACCCCGCCCCCUUGUUUCCUCAUUAAUUAUCUUGUCAUUGUUUCAUGCUUGUCACCUGUUGCUCUCAUCAUUUGCUCCCUAUUUAAUAUCCUUGUGUUUGCUGUCUUGUGCCGGUUCAUUUGGUAUGAAUCUGUAUUACGGGGUGUCAUUUAAAGUUCCUUUGAAGUAAAGUCAGUCCAUAUCUAGUCAAGUUUUUGUCAAGUUUAUUGGUCUAGUCUUGUCUGUUUAUUGUAUUUUUGUCAAGCCACUUGUUGUUUUACCCUCUCUUGGGUUCUGCUCUCCCAUUUUUGUGUCGAUAAAAUCCUUGUGUAACCGC